UUGAAUAAGGUAUGCAAUGCAUAUUAAAUGAACAUAGAUUUGUUUCUUAUAUAUGGAUGAUUCUAAAACAAAAAGAAAUAAGGAAUAAAAAUUUUCAUUCUUCGAUAUAAGCUAUUCGAAUAGGCAUCUCUUCGAAGCUUCCCUUGGACAGCUGUUUGCAAGCAUAGCAAUUAAAUCUUUGUUUAUAGAUUUUGAAGAACCAAUUUGCAUAUCAGAUACCUGCCUGCAAAUCCAUCCACUGAAGAACUCUUUUGAUAAAGAACCUGCAAAGAUGGAGCACAAGAAAACAACAAGCACGAAAAGAAGCAAUUUUGCAUGUAGGAUUCAUGAACAUGUAAAAUUGGGUACUAAACUGUCCGAGACUCUGAAGGGUAAGUUAAGUUUGGGCGCAAGGAUUAUACAAGAAGGUGGGAGAGGGAACAUUUUCAAGCAUAUUUUUGGGAUGCAAGAAGGAGAGCAACUCUUGAAGGCUUCACAAUGCUAUUUAUACACGACAGCUGGUCCUAUUGCUGGAGUUCUAUUUAUUUCCAAUAAAAAGGUUGCAUUUUGCAGUGAAAGGCCUAUAACCUUCCCUUCUGCAACUGGAGAGUUGCUCAGUGUACCUUAUAAGGUUUUGAUACCAAUAGAGAAGAUAAAAGAAGUCAAUGAAGGACAGAAUGUGAACAGGACAGAACAGAAGUACGUAGAAAUAGUUACUCAGGAUGAUUCUGAAUUUUGGUUUAUGGGGUUUUUACGGUAUGAGAAAGCUUUCAGGAAUCUUCAAAAAGCCAUUUCCAUGUCCAUUUAACUCCAAAAAUAGAUGAUUGAACAUUGUUUCUCUGAUGUUUGACACAUACUUAGUUGUUUGACAGAAGGGGAAGUUCUGUUAUGUACAGUUGUUUUUGUCUGUACUCAUUGUUUACUGGGGGUGAAUGCAAUAACACUCAAGUUUAUAGUUGUUGCUUCAUCCCUUAUCCCUUGGUGAUGAA
This is a messenger RNA of Gastrolobium bilobum, 968 nucleotides long. RefSeq names its product GEM-like protein 4. The transcript has 4 exons. Lineage: Eukaryota; Viridiplantae; Streptophyta; Magnoliopsida; Fabales; Fabaceae. The coding region runs from base 272 to 787 and encodes 171 amino acids. The record is from RefSeq and is a predicted model, not a curated record.